Rhododendron vialii is the source of this 2987-nucleotide messenger RNA. RefSeq names its product subtilisin-like protease. The transcript has a single exon. NCBI's taxonomy places the organism in Eukaryota, Viridiplantae, Streptophyta, Magnoliopsida, Ericales, Ericaceae. Gene Ontology annotation, biological process: proteolysis. The coding region runs from base 804 to 2816 and encodes 670 amino acids. Gene Ontology annotation, molecular function: serine-type endopeptidase activity. The record is from RefSeq and is a predicted model, not a curated record.
AACCUGCCUAAACCCAUAUAAAUAUAAAAUAAUGGGAAAAUGUUGUGUUACACAAUUACAACCCAUAGGGAUGGGUUUGGCGCACGUUAUUGAAUGAACAAAUUUAUAGGCCAACAAACGAUCCAGAUUGAAAUUGCCACCUCCGGACAAAGAUCAUUAUUUAGUCCAAUUUUACUACAAGUGAAAGGGCAAGUACUUAAAACAGGAAAUAUAAACACCACCAUGUGACGCCUCAAGCCCCUCCACUACCAAAUGGGAGACCUUUGGAACGCGUCAAAGUUCCGUGAGCAUUUCUUCUUUCCCUUUCGACAUACCUUCUCUGAUCUGUUGUGAUGAACUUCUUUGCUUGUGAUGAACUUCUUUGUUUGUACCUACGCAUAUUAAUAUAAUUAGCAGUAUUCUUGAUAUCCCAAACACAAGUUCAAUCGCCCGUUUUGUUCUUUAACACCAAAGAUAACAAAGCUCGCUCUCUCUCUGUGCCCGCGUGCAUGUAUGUGUGUACAUAUGCAUGUAUGUACCUAUGGUGUGCUAUAAAUACAUGGCUGCCGAAGAACUAACACACACCCAUUAAGUUCUUUCCACCAGUUCUACAAGCAUGGCUUUUAUGCUGAUUGUCACUCUCAUUUGCAUCUUUAACUCUUACCCCACCAUGGGGCAAAGAGAGAAAUUUUCACUUUGAAGUGAAAAAGCCAAGCAUUUUGGAAACCUACAUUGUCCACGUAAAUGUUCCAGAGGAACAAGAUUUCUCUGGCCCCGAAGUUGUUAAAAAGUAUUACCAGUCAUUCUUGCCUGCAUCCUCCCGUAUGAUUUAUUCCUAUCACCACGUCAUUCAUGGUUUCGCGGCGAGAUUGUCUGCUGAGGAGGUUAAAGAAAUGGAAAAGAUGGACGGGUUUGUGUCAGCUCGACCCGCAAGAGUAUAUAAUCUACACACAACUCACAGCCCUAGCUUCUUGGGGUUGCACCAAAAUUUGGGGGUUUGGUUGGGAUCAAACUAUGGAAAGGGAGUGAUUAUUGGAGUUUUGGACUCCGGAAUCACCCCAAACCACCCUUCAUUCAACGAAGAGGGAAUGCCGCCCCCGCCUGCUAAAUGGAAAGGGAAGUGCGAGUUUAAAGGGAUGGCGUGCAACAACAAACUCAUUGGAGCAAGAAAUUUUGUUGACGAUGACUUGCCUCCGUUCGAUUACGACGGACACGGGACCCAUACAUCCAGCACUGCGGCCGGAAAUUUUGUGAGCAGCGCAAAUUGCUUUGGACAAGCCAAUGGCACGGCGUCGGGGACGGCGCCCCUUGCUCACCUGGCAAUUUACAAAGUUUGUGGCGUAUUCGAAUGUUAUGAAUCCAGCAUUUUGGCAGGGAUGGACGCAGCAGUUGAGGAGGGUGUCGACAUCCUAUCCCUCUCCAUUGGUGGCCCCUCCCACCCUUUCCAUUCAGACAUCAUUCCGAUAGGCGCCUUCCGUGCAAUACAAAAGGGCAUUUUCGUGAGUUGCUCAGCCGGUAACUAUGGUCCGAACAAAACUAUGUUAUCAAACGAAGCUCCGUGGAUUCUAACAGUCGGCGCAAGCACCAUAGACAGAAACAUAAGAUCCACGGCAAUAUUAGGAAACAAGGAGAAAUACGACGGCGAGUCCUUAUUCCAGCCCAAUGACUUCCCUUCAACUUUGCUGCCCCUUAUCUACGCCGGAGUAAAUAAUCCAAACUCUGCUUCAUGCGUAGGGUCCUUGAACACCACCAACGUCAAAGGAAAGGUAGUGUUAUGCGAGAGAAGCGAAUCCAUAGACCCAGUUGAUCAAGGGCAGAUAGUGAAGAAUGCAGGUGGUGCCGCCAUGAUUCUCAUGAACCAAGAGAUAGAGGGGUACAGUACAUUUGCCAACGCGCAUGUUUUACCCGCAACACAUGUGAGUUACGCUGCCGGAGUUAAUAUCAAAGAGUACAUAAAUUCAACAAGUAAUCCCAUGGCGACACUCUUGUUCAAAGGAACGGUAAUAGGAAUCAAAACAGCUCCUAUGGUUACUUGCUUCUCAUCUAGAGGCCCAAACUACGCAAGCCCAGGCAUCUUAAAACCCGACAUCAUUGGACCCGGCGUCAGUAUUCUAGCCGCAUGGGACGUCCCUGUUGAUAACAAGACCAGAACAAGAUCGACAUUUAACGUAAUUUCUGGAACGUCCAUGUCUUGUCCCCACCUUGCCGGCAUCGGGGCUUUGCUCAAGAGUGCACAUCCGGAUUGGUCGCCAGCAGCUAUAAAAUCUGCAAUCAUGACCACUGCCGAUUUGGUAAACCUCAACCAAAAUCCCAUCGUUGAUGAAAGGAUGCUUCCGGCAAACAUCUUUGCUACCGGUUCGGGCCAUGUCAACCCGUCGAAAGCCAAUGAUCCAGGACUUAUCUACGAUAUUAAACCGGAGGAUUACAUACCUUACCUGUGUGGUUUGAACUACACCGACCAAGAGGUUGGGCUCAUUACAAGGAGGAAAGUGAAGUGCGCGGAAGUAGGAAGUAUACGUGAAGCAGAGCUAAAUUAUCCUUCAUUUGCUAUCGCUCUUGGUUCCACCGAUCAGACGUAUACAAGGACAGUGACAAAUGUGGAGCCAGCUAAUUCAUUUUAUGGCUCCUUCAUUGUUCAUCCACCUGGUGUUACUGUGACCCUCGAUCCUGAUACACUUGAAUUCUCAAGGACGAACCAGAAAAUGACAUACAAAGUGACAUUUCGCCGCUGCCGCUCAGCCAGCCCCAAGAAAACCUAUGUCGAAGGAUUUCUAGCCUGGAUACCUGUUAACAGCAAAUACGCAGUUAAAAGCCCAAUUUCUGUAAAUUUGGUUUAAGGAACAAGCUGCAGGGUCUCAGGCCAGGCAUAAGUUAUCUCAAGUGGAAAAAGCAACAAUAUGGUGAGUAGUGAUAUCAACAAAUCUGACAACCAGAAAUGUCUUCAAAAGUUGCAAAUUAAGACGAAGAUAUUAUUUUCAUGUUAUCGAAUGAACUAUUUGAAAUGGUGA